AUGGCCUUGCGGCCCGUGAUGAGCUCAAGCAGCCACUCCAAAGCUGUAGAUAUCCGACUUCAAAGUAAGUUUGCCACUCAUGGCAUACUCGGGCGCACAGUAUCCGUAUGUCCCCAUCACUCGGUUCGGCACAUGGCUAUUGUCCCCAACGGGCCCAAGCUUGGCCAGCCCAAAAUCCGAGAGCUUCAUAUUAUACUCAUUGUCCAAAAGUAUGCUGCCCAUAGGCAUGAACUCAUAAACGAGCAGCCUCUGGUUGCCAUCCGUGUAGUAGCCGAUCAAGUUGACGAGGUUUGGGUGGUGGAGAAGGCUAAGCAUGAGAACUUCCACUAUGAAUUCAUGAUUCCCCUGAAAGCCUUCCAGAUUGAGCUGCUUCACUGCAACAAUCUAAUCACCCGAAAAUCAGCUGAUUUAAAACGGGCCAAACGGUCCCUGUUCUAUGCUUUCGGAUAA
This is a messenger RNA of Striga asiatica, 450 nucleotides long. The record is from the annotation of a GenBank genome assembly. NCBI's taxonomy places the organism in Eukaryota, Viridiplantae, Streptophyta, Magnoliopsida, Lamiales, Orobanchaceae.